AUGUCAAUGCAAAAACUGAAUAAAGAAUUAGCAAAACUUUUAAAUGAAAGACAUUUAGAAUCAAGCCUUACUGAACGACUUGAUAAUCUUAUCAAACGAUAUGGUGUUAUUCAGAUUGAAGCAUGGAGAAAUAUGUCUGAUGGUACCAAAAAUACAUUAUUACAUGAACUUGUUUGUAGACAAUGUUUAGAUAUUAUUCGAUAUAUUGUUCCGAAAUUUAAUUUAAACGUAUCAAUUACACGAGAAACAGAUAAAAUGACUCCUUUUGAACUAGCUCAUUCUCUACAAGAUUGGAAAAUGUGUAAUCUUUUAUUAGAACUUGGAGAUGAUAAAACAUCUACAAACACAUAUGAUCAAUAUGCUAUGAAAAAACAAAAAGAUAAAAUGAUGAAUAUUGUUUGGAUAGAUUUAGAAUUUACAUCAUUUGAUAAUCCAGAAGUUUUAGAAUGUGCUGUUAUUAUUACAGACAAAGAUCUUAAUGAAUUAGAAAGAAAGGCAUGGGUAGUUCAUUUUGAGAAAGAAAUUCUUGAUGGACUCGGUGAGUGGCAUCAAAAUGCAUUUAAAGAUCAUAAUGAUGGUGGAAAUGGAUUAUUUACUGAUGUUAUUACUUCAAACAUAACAAAAGAACAAAUGGAACAAGAAUUAUUAGAUUUAAUCAAACGACAUUGUCCAGAAAAAGCAUGUCCUCUAGCUGGUAGUUCAAUUCAUAUCGAUCGAGAAGUUAUGAAAAUACAAAUGCCUACUGUUUACAAUUAUUUACAUUAUCGUGUUAUUGAUGUUAGUUCAUUUCGUGAAAUGAUGAAAAGAUGGGCACCAUCGACAGCAUCCCGAUUUGUAAGAGAAAUAGCAGCUAAUGGCAAAUGUGAAGUCACCCAUAGAGCAAUGGAUGAUAUUGAAUGGUCGAUUGAGCUUAUGAAAAUGUUUCGACCAUUAUUGACAGCACGAAAAAAUACAACAAAUGAAUCCAAUACAAGCGAUCGAAAUCGUGGUACAUUUGAAAGAUCUAUUAUACAGAAGAAUAAAUUGCCAAUAAUUAUUUCCUAUAUUGAUCGAUCAAAAUUAUAUAGUGAUGAAAAACAAUUAAUAAAACGAUUAAAUCAUGAACAAAAUUUUGAUGUAUCUAGUUUAAAAUUAAAUAAUAAUGAUCAACGUUUAUACGAUCAAAAUCCACAUCUAAGAGAAGUUUUUAUUAAUGGUGAAAAACUUUUAAUUUAUAAUGAAGAAUUUACCGAUAAAAAUCGUUUACUUGAUUUAUCUUCUAAUGAAUUUAAUACUAAGAAAUCGAAUGUAGGAGAAUUAAAUACAACCGAAUAUUGGGGACAACGAAAAUUACUCUUAUCAGAAAUAGAAUUUUUAACAAGUUAUGCUACAGACGAUAACUGUUUGGUUGUGUAUGUUGGUGCUGCACCCGGAGCACAUUUAGAUUAUUUAAGCUCAUUAUUCCCUACACUUGAAUUUGUUCUCAUUGAUAUACAACCAUUUGUUGCAUUUAAAAGUGAUAAAAUUAAAAUUCAAUCCGAAUGUUUUACAGAAGAUUUAGCAAAAACAUUUUCAAAAGAAAAUAAAAGUAUUUUAUUUAUAUGUGAUAUUCAUACUUUCAGCAAUCAUGAUAAUCUCAAAGAAGAUAUACAUAUAGAUAUUUCUAAUCAAAUAAUAUGGUGUUCAACAAUAGAUCCUCAUGCUUCUUUAUUAACAUUUCGUCUACCAAAUGCACCAGGUACAACUUUAUUUUUCGAAGGUCAUUUGUUAUUAGACACAUGGACAUCAAGAAAAAGUAUGGAGUGUCGUUUAAUCGUUGAAAAAAAUGCACAAAUGAAAACAUAUGAUCAUGGAGAUUUUGAAAGAGCUAUGAAUAAUUUUCAGAAUAUAACGAGAACUAUGUAUUAUACACAUGCUUUGGAUACUGUGGAAAUUGAAGGACUCGAUAAUUGUUAUGAUUGUCGGUCAGAAAUAUAUAUUUUAGAAAAAUAUCUUCACAAAAUUAAGACAUGUACUGAUGAAAGCGAGUUAAAAAGGAAAAUUGCUGAAUUAUCUUAUGAUAUAUCAAGAAAUAUAGGUGAAAAAAUAGACAACCAAUUAUAA
Molecule: messenger RNA, 2082 nt
Organism: Rotaria sp. Silwood1
Lineage: Eukaryota; Metazoa; Rotifera; Eurotatoria; Philodinida; Philodinidae
Source: the annotation of a GenBank genome assembly